UUUUGAUAUGACCUUAGUUGAAGCUUCUUUUUGGUGUCUAUUUAUUAGCACAUGGAGAAUCCAUAGCAAUGGACUGCUACCAACAAAGUAAAGAAGAUGUCCAUGAUGAAUUCCUUCAGACAUUUUGUUACACAGAUAUAGAAAUGAUGACAAAGAUCAGAAACCAACAAUUAUAUGGAGUCGACAUAAAAACAAGGCGUCCAGAACUAUUCGGUCCCAGUUACGGGAGACAUUGUAUUUGUGUUGUAGCCGGGCAGGUGCCCUGUCCAGCUUAUGAAAAACUGCCCAAAGAAAUGCGCGGGAAAUUCAAUCCUCUGAAUGCUCGGAACAAAUGGCGAAAAGCUGAAGAGGAAGUGUUAGGGACAAAUCAGGAGACGGAAGUGUGACGGGAGGUCUACUACAAUAAGACUGGGGGGAGGAUAGUCAUUCAGGUGUGAUAGGGGGUCUAUUGCACUCGGAAGGAUGGUGUGCAGUGACUAAAUGCAAUAAAUGAGGAUCAUGAGAGUUUAGAAGUGAAAACACUGAAUCAUAAGUGUAUAUGUUUCAGAUGUUUAUCAUGCAUGUAUAUAUUGUUGAAUGCAUUUAUUUGAUGUAUAAAUGUAUCGGUAUAAUUGUUGUGAGUUUUAUAGAUUGCACAGUAAUAUUUCUGUUAAUAA
Molecule: messenger RNA, 656 nt
Organism: Saccostrea cuccullata (small rock oyster)
Lineage: Eukaryota; Metazoa; Mollusca; Bivalvia; Ostreida; Ostreidae
Exons: 2
Coding region: 69-386 (105 amino acids)
Source: RefSeq, a predicted model, not a curated record